This is a messenger RNA of Mollisia scopiformis, 1461 nucleotides long. Its product is annotated as histidine acid phosphatase-like protein. The transcript is spliced from 3 exons. The record is from RefSeq and is a predicted model, not a curated record. Gene Ontology annotation, molecular function: phosphatase activity. Lineage: Eukaryota; Fungi; Ascomycota; Leotiomycetes; Helotiales; Mollisiaceae. Gene Ontology annotation, biological process: dephosphorylation. The coding region runs from base 1 to 1461 and encodes 486 amino acids.
AUGCUUGCCAAGCAAUUCAUCGUCGUAUCGUCCUUGCUACCAUUGAUCUCGGCACAAGAGACAGUUCUCGGUGUUUAUAUAUUCCACCGCCAUGGAGAUCGCACAACAAAGAGCUAUAGUCCUACAUCUCUGACAGAUCUUGGUUACCAACAAGUUUGGCAAUCAGGAGAUUUCUACCGUGCCCGUUACGUCGACUCUACUGCUACAUCUCCCAUUCAUGGAAUCGCAUCCAAUAUUGUCAAGAACUCCCAAUUGAGCGUGGAGGCUCCGGUCGAUAACGUCCUCCAGAACUCAGCAGCUGGUUUCCUCCAAGGUCUCUAUCCUCCUGUCGGAGCAACUCUCGGAAGCCAGACCUUGGCAAAUGGAUCAUCAGUCGAAGCUCCCAUGAACGGCUUCCAACUUAUUCCUGUCAAUGCCGUCCAAUCUGCUUCUACGGGCGCCAACUCAGAGAACUCUGCUUGGCUUCAAGGUCAAAGUGGUUGCAACAAUGCAAUCAUUAGUUCCAACAACUACUUUUUCUCCUCCGAGUAUAUGCAGAAGUUGAAUAGCACCAAGUCUUUCUACCAAAGUAUCCUGCCGGUUAUCAAUGGCACUUUCACUUCUGCCACUGACACUUUUAAGAAUGCUUAUACUAUCUACGAUUUCAUUCACGUUUCGAUGAUCCACAACUCGAGCUCGAGCAUUCCAUCCGAUAGCCUACUUACCAACGAGACUGUAUAUCAACUGCAAACCCUCGCCGACAACCACGAAUUCAAUCUUGCUUACAACUCAUCUGAGCCCAUCCGAGCUAUUGCUGGUUCAACUUUAGCCGCACAAAUUCUCCAACAAUUAAACAGCACCAUUGUCGGGAAAUCCGCCUCACAAGUCGGCAUCCAAUUCGGCGCCUAUGCCUCCUUCCUCUCCUUCUUCGGGCUCGCCCAACUCCCCGCCGUCUCCGAGAACUUCACCGGCAUCGUCGACUACGCCUCUUCCAUGACCUUCGAACUCGUAACUAACAGCUCCGUCUCCAACAGCUCCUACCCCACCGCAGAUGAGAUCUCCGUCCGUUUCCUGUUCUCCAACGGCUCUGCGGCCGCCAACCCACUUACCGCCUAUCCACUGUUCGGACAAUCGUCCACCGUUAUCCCGUGGACGACAUUCGUGUCUGAGAUGAAUAAAUUCGCUAUCGGAGACCAGGCUACGUGGUGUAGCCAAUGCGGAAACUCGACUGGUGUAUGUGCUACUUCUACCUCGACGUCGACUUCGAGCUCUCCUUCAGCUACUGCUAGUGGUUCUUCGUCUUCAGGUGGUGGAGGAAUCUCGAAGGCUGUAGCGGGUGUUAUUGGUGCCAUGGUUACGUUGGCUGUUAUUCUUGGCCUAGAAGCGCUGAUUAUGUUGAUUGCUGGGUUGAGAUUGGUUAGUAAGAAGAGAUUGGGUGGUACUGGGGCAGCGGCGGUUGCGCCGGGGGCUGUGAAGGAGUAA